GGGGUCAGCAGUCUAACGACUAGCGAGUCAGCAUGCCAAUUGGUGCCUCUUGGAGGUUGAUGCGGGAUGGACGUUGAGUAUUAAUCCCAGGAUUGCGGAGUAGCCUGCCUGCAUGGGGUAAAGAAGCCGGGGUACGGGGACACGGACGGACAAUCUAAACCAGGUAGAAAUAUCUCGUCGAGCACUCCGCUUUCUGCCAGCUCGUUGUGAGUCCUCGAGGUCUUUGUUUCCCGUACCUCCUGCUGUCUUGUUCCGUUGCCAACCACCUGGAAGUCCCACCACUAUGGCGACCGAUAAACACACCAGCCCUGACGGUGUUCACACCUCGCCCGAGGUGGUUCACGACUCCCGCGACGACAAGGCCGAUAUCAGCAAGGUCGAGCGCGUCUUGUCCGCCGAGGAUGAGAAGGUCGACCAUCUCAACUAUGACCGUGUCGAUUCCGAAGUGGCCAAGUAUGCGGAUGCCACUGCCAUUCCCAUCACAGAAGAGGAGAACAAGCGGUUAAAGAGGAUGAUUGACAGACGUGUGCUGCCUAUCAUGGUCAUCACAUACUUUCUGCAAUCGCUGGACAAGGGCACCAUGUCCGCUACUUCCAUUAUGGGUAUCCGCAACGACAUCCCAAUUCUGAAGAAAAACUCAGUGUUCGGAUGGCUCACUACCUGUAUCUAUCUCGCCGUCCUUGUGGUCGAAUACCCUACCAACUGGAUCCUCCAGCGUGUGCCCGUUGCAAAGUACCUCGGUUUCAACAUCCUCGCCUGGAGCGUGGUCCUUGCCUGCCAUGCUCUUUGCUUCAGCUUCCCCGCUCUCGUCGCCGUCCGGACCUUGCUCGGUAUCUUCGAGGCUGUCUGCCAGCCCGCUUUCCUCAUCAUGACCUCCAUUUGGUAUAAGCGAGACGAGCAGGCCCAGAUUGUUACCUACUGGUACAUGAUGAACGGAAUGCAGCAGAUUGUCGGUGGCUUGUUGGCCUACGGUUUCUCCACGAUCAAACACCGUACCGCCAAACCGGUUGGUGGAAAUGCCCCAAUCAGAUCGUGGCAGGCCAUCUUCAUCACUUACGGCAUCAUCUCAUUCGUUUGGGGUGUCUGGGUCAUCUUCAGACUGCCCGACAGCCCUAUGCGCGCCAAGUGCUGGUCGGAAGAAGACAAGAAGAAGAUGGUUGAGCGUGUCCGCUCCAAUCAGACUGGUCUCCAGAACAAGAAGUUCCGGUUUUACCAGUUCAAGGAGGCUCUCCUCGACCCGCAGACCUACUGCUACAUGGGCAUCCAAUUCUUCACAACACUCCCCACUUCUGGACUCGGUGCCUUCUACAACAUCAUUAUCAACGGCUUGGGAUUUUCUGUUUUGGAGACCCAACUCCUCGCCAUGGUCCUUGGUGUGGUUAUUAUCGGCACACUCCUGGGCUCUGCCUGGAUGACUAGGAGGACUGGACAGAACUUGCUCACCAUGGCCGUCUUCAUGAUUCCGGCUUUCAUUGGCACAAUCGUCAACAUGACAGUCAAGAACAAGAACAAUUCCACAAGAGCCGGACUGCUCAUCAGCUACUGGAUCAUCUUCACCUUCUGGGCCGCGCAAGGUCUCGGCAUGAGCAUGCUGACCCGCAACGUCGGAGGCCAGACCAAGAAAUCCGUCUGCAUCACCAUGAACUUUUUCGCGUGGUGCGCCGGCAACGCUACCGGACCCAAGGUCUUCUUCGACGGCGAUACCCGCUACCUCAAAUCCCUCGCCAUCCAUCUCGGCUGCUACUCGGCCCUGCUGUUUGUCAUCGCCUUCUUGCGAUUCAACCUGACUCUGCGCAACAAGAAGAAGGACAGGGAGUUUGGCGAGGAGAUCAACGCUACGCAUGGUUUUGAUGAUUUGACGGAUAAGGAGAACCCCAACUUCCGAUACGUAUACUAA
Molecule: messenger RNA, 1897 nt
Organism: Cucurbitaria berberidis CBS 394.84
Lineage: Eukaryota; Fungi; Ascomycota; Dothideomycetes; Pleosporales; Cucurbitariaceae
Product: allantoate permease
Exons: 4
Coding region: 284-1897 (537 amino acids)
Biological process (GO): transmembrane transport
Cellular component (GO): membrane
Molecular function (GO): transmembrane transporter activity
Source: RefSeq, a predicted model, not a curated record